AAAGGGAAGAUGGUAAUGGCUUCUCACCAUGUACAGCUGAGAAGACAGAUGUCACAGGCGAGCAGUGAUUCUACGUCCCCUCGCAUGUGCAGGAGACGUCCCAACACUUGCUGUUUCUGCUGGUGCUGCUGCUGUUCCUGCCUAACCGUCAGGAACAAGGAUAAACAUGAUUGCAGCAGAAGAGCUUCCAUCAUUUCCCAGAUGGAAAGUCUUCAGAAACAUGAGGAAAGCCGGAGUCUGAGCCUGGAAGAAGUCACCGCCUGGUCCCAGUCCUUUGAACAGCUUCUGAAGAAUCCAACUGGAAGGGGCAUUUUAAUGGAAUUCUUACAGAGUGAACACAGCGAUGAAAACAUUCUCUUCUGGCUCGCUUGUGAGGAACUUAAGCAGGAAGAUCACAAAGCCACCAUUGCGGAAAUGGCAAAAUCAAUAUACCUGGACUAUAUCUCGAUACUGUCUCCGAAGGAGGUCAGCAUCGAUGCAAGUGUGCGAGAGACAAUCAACAAGAACAUGGCAAUGCCAACAGCGGACAUGUUUGAUGAAGCGCAAGUGCAGAUAUAUGCACUGAUGCACAGGGACUCCUACCCAAGGUUCUUGAAUUCACCAAUGUACAAAUCCCUUCUGCAAAACAUAACUGCCUCAGGCAAUGCCCUGGACUGUGACGAUCACUCCAGCACUGUGCCCAACACCAAAAACCAAGGUGAUACAAAGGACUUCCCAACAAAAGACUAUGAAGAAUUAAACUCUCAGGCCUCCUGUGGGGAUCCUUCUCACACUUCUUGAAGCAAAAUGGGGCCAUCAUCUUCUCACUAAAAUGACCACCACUUGCCUUACUGAUAUAAUAUAGACAAGCAUUGUGUUGUGUCCCGUGAUGUAUAAGAAACCUUCCAUAGUUGAUAGGUCUACAAAGAUCUGGAAAGUAAAGAGAUUGAAGGCUUCAAAAACUCACUUAAUCCCUUCAAAUUUCAACAAGGAUGUUGGCAUACCCACAAUGUGUAGGUCCAAUCCAAGAUAAGCAAAGUUGAGUCUUGUUGAAGGAUACUGCCCUAGAUGAUGACCCAUCUUCCGCUUUCAAACAGCCCUUCACUGGUUGUGCAGUUGGAUGUUUUAAUUUCAGGUUUCCAGCUUCACUUUUCAUCUCACUGGCCUUCUAAUGUCUUGCAAAGCUUCCUUAAUAUUUAUGAAUGGACAAUUUAAUAUUUCUGGUGGUUAAGUGGUUAAAAUCAUUGUCUUAAUAAACCCAUUUUGUAGAAUUGA
This is a messenger RNA of Carcharodon carcharias (great white shark), 1254 nucleotides long. RefSeq names its product regulator of G-protein signaling 17-like. The coding region runs from base 10 to 780 and encodes 256 amino acids. NCBI's taxonomy places the organism in Eukaryota, Metazoa, Chordata, Chondrichthyes, Lamniformes, Lamnidae. The record is from RefSeq and is a predicted model, not a curated record. The transcript is spliced from 5 exons.